AUGCUGAGUCACGAACUGUGCAUGCGCACACGCGACCCCUCCGCGGGUGACAACGCAGAUGCCGCCGGAUUGGUUCAUCAUGUCUCCUGCUUCGUCUGCUCCAUCUGUUCCCUUCCGCUGGCAGCCGGUGAGCCCUAUACCUACCAUCCCACCACCGGGGCGCUAGUCUGCAAAGCCGACUUCCUCCGUGGCCUG
Molecule: messenger RNA, 195 nt
Organism: Dibothriocephalus latus
Lineage: Eukaryota; Metazoa; Platyhelminthes; Cestoda; Diphyllobothriidea; Diphyllobothriidae
Source: the annotation of a GenBank genome assembly